AUGACAAAUCAGGAGGAAGAUCUGACCAUUAUUAAAGUGGAGGAUGAAGAAGAGAGGAUGAUGGGCGAUCUCCUGUGUAAGAUUGAGGAGGAGGAGGAGGAGGACAUUGCAGGAGAUGUCACCACAGAAAAUCCUAUUAAGAAUUCUGAGGGAAACUUCAUCUAUUCACUGAAUUAUAAAGUAGAAGAUGAAGAUAUCAUGCAGCGCUCUCCUGGAGAAAACCUCAUUACCCUUAAUGUACAUCCAGGACCACACAAUACAGAUCAGUCAUAUAAUCCUCCGAAUCCUGAGGAACCUUCUCCUGACCAAUCACAGAUUGCCACAUGUACAGGUCAGGAAUGGGGUGAAAGAUUUCAGUGUGGCAAACAGUUCAAAAAACGAUCAAGACUUCCUGCACACAGAAGAAUUCGCGCAGAGGAGAAGCCACACUCCUGUUCAGAAUGUGGGAAGUGCUUCACGUAUAAAUCACAUCUUGUUAUACAUGAGAGAAUUCACACAGGAGAGAGGCCGUAUUCAUGUUCAGAAUGUAGGAAGGGCUUUAAAAUGAAAUCAAACCUUGUUUUACAUGAGAGAAGUCACACAGGGGAGAAGCCAUAUUCGUGUUCACAAUGUGGAAAAUGUUUUACACGAAAAUCACAUCUUGUUACACAUGAGAGAAGUCACACAGGAGAGAAGCCGUAUUCAUGUUCAGAAUGUGGGAAAUGUUUUACACGGAAAUCAUCUCUUGUUACACAUCAGAGAUUUCACACAGGAGAGAAGCCAUAUGCAUGUUCAGAAUGUGGGAAAUGUUUUACACAACAGUCGCAUCUUAUUACACAUGAGCGAUGUCACACAGGAGAGAAGCCAUAUUCAUGUUCAGAAUGUGGGAAAUGCUUUUCAAAUAAAUCAAAUCUUCUUUCACAUGAGAGAAGUCACACAGGAGAGAAGCCGUAUUCCUGUUUAGAAUGUGGGAAAUCUUUUAUAGAUAAAUCAAGUCUUGUUACACAUAAGAAAAUUCACACAGGAGAGAAGCCAUAUUUAUGUUCAGAAUGUGGGAAAUGUUUUAUACAGAAAUCACAACUUAUUAGCCAUGAGAGAAGUCACACAGGAGCAAAACCAUAUUCUUGUUCAGAAUGUGGGAAAUGCUUUAUACGGAAGUCAAUUCUUGUUAGACAUGAGAAAAUUUACACAGGAGAGAAGCCAUAUUCAUGUUCAGAAUGUGGAAAAUGUUUUACACACAAAUCAAAUCUUCUUAAGCAUCAUAGACGUCACAUGGAAGCGAAACCAUUUUAUAAUGUUUUAAUAUACCAGGUUAUGCUCUGCUCUUAA
Bufo bufo (common toad) is the source of this 1308-nucleotide messenger RNA. RefSeq names its product oocyte zinc finger protein XlCOF6.1-like. Gene Ontology annotation, cellular component: nucleus. The transcript has 3 exons. The coding region runs from base 1 to 1308 and encodes 435 amino acids. Gene Ontology annotation, biological process: regulation of transcription by RNA polymerase II; central nervous system development. Lineage: Eukaryota; Metazoa; Chordata; Amphibia; Anura; Bufonidae. The record is from RefSeq and is a predicted model, not a curated record. Gene Ontology annotation, molecular function: DNA-binding transcription factor activity, RNA polymerase II-specific; RNA polymerase II cis-regulatory region sequence-specific DNA binding.